Hydractinia symbiolongicarpus is the source of this 2490-nucleotide messenger RNA. RefSeq lists its product as uncharacterized. The transcript has 3 exons. The coding region runs from base 1939 to 2490 and encodes 183 amino acids. Lineage: Eukaryota; Metazoa; Cnidaria; Hydrozoa; Anthoathecata; Hydractiniidae. The record is from RefSeq and is a predicted model, not a curated record.
CAUGUAAAAAACCUAUGAAAACUGUUUGCACAUGUGACCAGCGAUUAAGUAAGUAAAAACUGAUCGCGUGGAGUACAAGAAGAACGUUCUUACAACUGCACGGGAUCAGUAUAAAACAAUAAUGGCAGAUAUAAAAACAAAUUUUCUUAGAAGAGGCUGUUCUGCCCAAUCUUAGGACACCGACCGAUCUUAAGACACAGAAUUGCCCAGUCUUAAGACUGGCCGGCCGGUCUUAAGACUGGGCAGGGCGUCAUAAGAUUGGGCGGGAAGCCAGGUUAGGCCAAUCUUCGGACGGCUUCUCAGAUUUGUGUUUCUGAACAGGAUGGGGUGCGUAUGCGCUAUUCUUGGAACGCGGGAGCCCGUAACGAAACUUAAACACUAUCCCUUACUGCAGCGGUUUUACCUGUGAUUACUUUUUUUAUUUAUUCAUUAAAAAAUAGUUUAGGCAGAAUUUAAUUUAGGCAGAAGAACCAUUAUCUAAUGGAAGUUGAAUAAAUGAUAAAUAAAUAAAAUAAAUAAACACUAUUUAUUUUAACACAUCAAAUUUCGGGUUUAGAAGCGAAAAGCUAAUUUGCCAGUACUGUCUAAAGAUUGGGCAGGCCGAUCUUUGGACACAGUGAAAAAACAGCACAUAAAGACCUCGACCCAGAUCUCCUUAGUUUUGACCAAUAUCACGCACUAUCUCGAGUACUGAAAUGAUGGCGAAUAGAUGCUAUCAAUUAUUUCCCAUGCCAAAAAAUAGUCCUGUCCUAAGACUGGGCAGGCCGAUCUUUGGACACAGUAAAAAAAACAGGAUAAAGACCUCAAACCAGAUCUCCUUGGUUGACCAAUAUCACGCACUAUCUCGAGUACUGAAAUGACGGCGAAUAGAUGCUAUCAAUUAUUUCUCAUUCCAAAAAAAUAGUCCUGUCCUAAGAUUGGGCAGGCCGAUCUUUGGACACAGUAAAAAAAACAGGAUAAAGACCUCAAACCAGAUCUCCUUGGUUGACCAAUAUCACGCACUAUCUCGAGUACUGAAAUGACGGCGAAUAGAUGCUAUUAAUUAUUUCCCAUGCCAAAAAAUAGUCCUGUCCUAAGAUUGGGCAGGCCGAUCUUUGGACACAGUAAAAAAAACAGGAUAAAGACCUCAAACCAGAUCUCUUUGGUUGACCAAUAUCACGCACUAUCUCGAGUACUGAAAUGACGGCGAAUAGAUGCUAUUAAUUAUUUCCCAUGCCAAAAAAUAGUCCUGUCCUAAGAUUGGGCAGGCCGAUCUUUGGACACAGUAAAAAAAACAGGAUAAAGACCUCAAACCAGAUCUCUUUGGUUGACCAAUAUCACGCACUAUCUCGAGUACUGAAAUGACGGCGAAUAGAUGCUAUCAAUUAUUUCCCAUUCCAAAAAAAUAGUCCUGUCCUAAGAUUGGGCAGGCCGAUCUUUGGACACAGUAAAAAAACAGGAUAAAGACCUCAAACCAGAUCUCCUUGGUUGACCAAUAUAACGCACUAUCUCGAGUACUGAAAUGACGGCGAAUAGAUUCUAUCAAUUAUUUCCCAUGCCAAAAAAAUAGUCCUGUCCUAAGAUUGGGCAGGCCAAUCUUUGGACACAGUAAAAAAACAGCACAUGAAGACAUUUACACAAGCACAAAAUUGAUCGCGAAUAAAUGAAAAUCUUUAAUCAACCUGCUGCCACCAAUUACGCACAAACUUAGAGCCCAGGUUCGCAUAAAAAUUCUUUAAAAAAAUGUAAGGGGGUUGAGAACAAAAGGCAAGGACGAGGUACGACCAAACUUUCUAAUUACCUGUUAGUUUAUGAUAGAUAAAGUCGUACUUAGACCUCCUGCUUAUUUCUUAUACAAUAUAAAAUACAGUUAAAAACGAAGUUGAUACAAAGAAACAAAUAAAUCCCUUUUUGCAAGUGUUUAGGCAACAGAUACAACUAAACUGCGAUUAAACACACAUGAUGUCUUCGUUAAACAGUGAAGAGAAAUUUGAAAAUUAUUUAAAAAAAUAUCAACUAGCUGACGGUAAACGGAUUAAAAGUUCCGUCAUGACACGGGAAGUUGGGGAAAAAAUUGUGGAAGUUUUAAAAUCUGGCGGGGAGAAUGUUGAUAGAAAGUUUAAAUUUUUUGUCAAAAAAAAUAGGUUUCAGAUAUUUCAAUACGAAGCACUUGGAUUAAGAGAUAUCUUAAUAGCUCCAUGCAAGAAUGCGGUUAUAGAUGGUGUAUCGAAAGGUAUACCUGAUGGUUUCGCUCGUGUAGCGUACGUUGAAGACUUUCACAAGAUUAUAGAGGAAAUACAUUGCAAAACAUUAAUACACUCAGGUGUAAAAAAAACACAGGCAAAGAUAUCUUCUUUAUAUUGGGGAAUACCAAGAUGCGUCGUCGAAGAAUUUAUUCGCCUAUGUGCUACAUGUCACUUAAAACAACAUCAAAUUACAUCUCCUCCUUUACAACCAAUUAUAUCAAAUGGUUUUAUGAAGCGUUUACAGGUAAUAGAAAGUGUAGAUUAA